Colletotrichum phormii is the source of this 1020-nucleotide messenger RNA. Its product is annotated as Inositolphosphorylceramide synthase subunit Kei1-domain-containing protein. Gene Ontology annotation, molecular function: inositol phosphoceramide synthase regulator activity. Lineage: Eukaryota; Fungi; Ascomycota; Sordariomycetes; Glomerellales; Glomerellaceae. The record is from RefSeq and is a predicted model, not a curated record. The coding region runs from base 1 to 1020 and encodes 339 amino acids. Gene Ontology annotation, cellular component: inositol phosphoceramide synthase complex; Golgi membrane. Gene Ontology annotation, biological process: inositol phosphoceramide metabolic process. The transcript is spliced from 5 exons.
AUGGCUGGUGUCCGUGAUGCUACGGUGGGCUGUCACCGAGUACCGGGGUCCAUCCACCGUGCGGUGCCAGCAUUGUCAGAUAGCGGUGCAUUCACAUCCAAUGCUGCUGCACUCUCUGGCAAUCUGCAGCAACCCAGACAUCACGAACGAAGUGGACGGAUAGACAGUCAGGAUGGCGUUUUCGAGAUUCACUGCGCCCAGCAGUUACACAACAUCAUGUUUAUCAUCUCAACGGACGAAUCACUGGACGGCUGGCUAACAUGGGGAUCACAUUCUACAGGCGCCGAGGUCAUCUCCCUCAUCCUCCUCUUCAACAGGCUCACCGGCCUAUAUGGCCUGCUCGCCAUCCUUACGGGCUACGAGCUCUCCGUGACGCAGCUGUCAAUGUACCUCUACUCGCUGGGCGUCGUCGUCCUGCUGGCCAUGUUCAUGCCCCACAUCCGCAAGCAGAGCCCCUUUGAGACGCUGGGCCUCGCGUGGCUCUACAUCGUCGACACCAUCCUCAACGUCGCGUACACGACCUUCUUCGCCGUAAACUGGUACCUCAACAGCAGCGCCCUGGACAAGCACCCGGCAGGGAGCACCACCCCGGCAGCGGCUGGCCCGGCCGCGGCGGCGGAGAUUGCGGAGACGGCGCUCGCCAACGGAGCGCCUGUUGUCCCUGAUGUUCCCGGCACGACGAAGCACAUUGGACCCCAGGAGUCGUGGAUGAGCUUGGGGCUGAUUUGCUCCGUCACGCUGGUGCGCGUCUACUUUGCGCUCGUUGUCAUGUCGUUUGCGCAGCAGGUGAUGCAGCGGUACACGGCAGACAUGGGCUGGGAGGAGGAAGGCCGCAGCAACGCCGGCAAGAAGGGCGGCGUCGACGGACCUUUCUCGCAGGGCGAACCGGGCGGCGAAGGGUCCCGAGGCCGUAUCGGGCGCGUGAUGCUCGCUCUCGGUCGCGGGUACUGGCUUCGCGAGAGGCCUCAGGAGGUGUGGGCGAGCGCUGUGAGCGCCAAGUUCCGGCACGCCGGAGUUUAA